Molecule: messenger RNA, 4041 nt
Organism: Paramisgurnus dabryanus
Lineage: Eukaryota; Metazoa; Chordata; Actinopteri; Cypriniformes; Cobitidae
Gene: fbxw11a
Product: F-box and WD repeat domain containing 11a
Molecular function (GO): protein dimerization activity
Source: RefSeq, a predicted model, not a curated record
UUUGAUGUUCGGUCUGUUUUAUUUGCGCUUUAUUUUUGUUUGUUAUUUCUGGCUUCGCUCGGGUUCACGGACGGGUUUCCAUUUUCACGGCUGGACGCGAACAGAAAAACAAUAACAUGGAUCCGGACAUGGAGGACAAAACCCUGGAGCUGAUGUGUUCUUUGCCUCGUUCUGUCUGGCUGGGUUGUUCCUCGGUGGCCGAGAGUCUGUGUGCUCUUAGAUGCCUGCAGAGCCUCCCCACCUCCCGGGCCCACAACCAGAACUUGACAGGGAUGGAGUCACAAACUAACACAGAUGAGGUCUCAUCGAAGAAGACAUCUUUAUAUAAGUUAGCGAACGGUUCAGUGACGGGUUCGAGGAAGAGGGUGUCUCAAGGGAACUACGAGAAGGAAAGAGAUCUGUGCUUCCAGCUGUUUGAUCAGUGGUCAGAAUCUGAUCAGGUGGAGUUUGUGGAGCGUCUCAUCUCACGAAUGUGCCAUUACCAACACGGCCAUAUAAACACUUACCUUAAACCCAUGUUACAGAGAGACUUCAUCACCGCGUUGCCAGCUCAGGGUUUGGAUCACAUAGCUGAGAACAUCUUGUCGUUCCUGGACGCUCGCUCUCUGUGUUCGGCUGAGCUGGUCUGUAGAGAAUGGCAGAGGGUCAUCUCGGACGGAAUGCUCUGGAAGAAACUGAUCGAGCGGAUGGUCCGUACUGAUCUGCUUUGGAAAGGCCUUUCAGAGCGACAUCAGUGGGAGAAAUAUUUAUUUAAGAACCGAACGAACGAGGUCCCGCCCAAUUCGUACUAUCAUUCACUUUAUCCCAAAAUUAUACAGGACAUUGAGACGAUUGAAGCAAACUGGCGUUGUGGUCGUCACAAUCUUCAGAGGAUUCAGUGCCGGUCAGAGAACAGUAAAGGAGUUUAUUGCCUUCAGUACGAUGAUGAGAAGAUCAUCAGCGGCCUACGAGACAACUCUAUCAAAAUUUGGGAUAAACAGUCUCUGGAGUGUCUAAAGAUUCUGACGGGUCACACUGGAUCAGUUCUGUGUCUACAGUAUGAUGAAAGAGUCAUAGUGACAGGCUCCUCUGAUUCUACUGUUAGGGUGUGGGAUGUUGGUUCUGGUGAGGUCCUGAACACUCUGAUCCAUCACAACGAGGCGGUUCUGCACCUGCGGUUCUCAAACGGGCUGAUGGUCACAUGCUCUAAAGAUCGCUCUAUUGCGGUGUGGGACAUGGCGUCUGCCACCGACAUCAGUCUACGCCGGGUGCUCGUGGGUCACCGUGCGGCGGUAAACGUGGUGGACUUUGACGACAAAUACAUCGUGUCUGCAUCUGGAGACAGAACCAUUAAAGUAUGGAGCACUAGCACGUGUGAGUUUGUGCGGACACUUAACGGUCAUAAGCGCGGCAUCGCCUGCCUUCAGUAUCGAGACAGACUUGUGGUCAGUGGAUCUUCAGACAACACCAUCAGGUUGUGGGACAUUGAAUGCGGUGCUUGUCUGCGUGUUUUGGAGGGUCAUGAGGAGCUUGUCCGUUGCAUCAGAUUCGACAACAAAAGGAUUGUGAGCGGAGCCUAUGAUGGGAAAAUUAAAGUUUGGGAUUUGCAGGCUGCUUUGGACCCGCGGGCACCUGCCAGUACACUUUGUCUGCGCACACUUGUGGAGCAUUCCGGCCGUGUGUUCCGACUGCAGUUUGACGAGUUCCAGAUUAUUAGCAGUUCCCAUGACGACACAAUCCUUAUAUGGGACUUCCUGAACGUUUCCAACAAUGGACAGCCAGACGGACGAUCGCCCUCACGAACUUACACGUACAUCUCCAGAUAGCAGGUGCCUCUUCUGUGUGCUAGUGUUUCCUGGGAGAGCUAAGAGCUGAUUGGUUGGUGGCCGUGUCCAUCAAGGAAUGAUGUCAGGGGGCUGCCUCCUCUUCUCUGUCUGGCUAUAAACUUUUACAUUUCUGUAAUCACGCUUUGCCAAUUGCACACUAAAGACACAUGCUACACUACACACUCAAAAAAAAAACACAUGCGAAAUUCAAAACCAAGCUGUUUUAGCACUGUUCUGCUUUUGUAUAGUGGGAAUAUAAGAAGCACAAAAACAGAGACGUUUGAAACCGUAUUUUACUGCUGCUCAGAUAACCAGAGGAAUGGCGUGCUGAAGCUUUGCACCGAUAGCUCAUAUCUACAGGAGGAUAUUUGGAUUCUCCAGAAAGUGACGUACCCUUGAUCGAAAUCUGCGUAUGGACAGAAGACUUUCUGAACCGCUUUAAAAGAAAGAGACUUUGUAGAAGAAAACAAACUCUUGCAGAAAUGAAAGUUAAGAGAGUACUGAAAGGCGUGUUGCCUCGAUGUUUUCUCAGCACACCUCUCUUUGGGAUCACGGACACAACUAGUUAUUCAGGAUGGUUUUGUGAAGUGGAGGACAGCAUGCAUGUGAAGUUCAGCUGGAUGCCUCUUACCCUCUGUCUUUUGUUUUUUAAUUGUUUUUUAUUUGACUUCAUCUCUUUGUUAUGGUUGUGCUAAACAUUGUAAAUGUUCCCCACUCAGUGUCUUGUUUUAUUUCUGUUUCUCUGCCUGCCUGUUCAUUGAGGGCUGACUAGUUAUAAACAGAACUGUCUUGUCAGAUUGUGUUGUAUAUUACAAGAGGUUUUUUUUUUAGGAAAAGAUAUCGUGAAUAAAGAACUUGACAAUGUUGAGUGUGGUGCACGAGGCCUGCAUGUUUUCACCUGUGAUCGGUUUCUCUUUUAGGUUAACUACUGCCAGGUACGGUUUGAAGAGAAUCUUGCUUAUCCAGUUAAUUAAAAAGAGUUAACUCUUAACUGUCAGGUAACCAGCUAUAGACAUUUAGUUUAAUCCCUGCUGAAAAAACCCAUUAGGCUGGUUUAAGCUGGUCCCCUAACCUGGUUUUAGGUGUUUUAGCAGACUGGUUUUACAGGGAGUGACUAUCUUAAACCAGGUCAGUGGGUCUUAGCUAGUUUAAACCAGAAGUAGCUGGUCAAAGCAUUGUCAAGCUGAAGGGUCAGCUGGUCUCCCAUACAACAAAAAAAGAAAUAAUAAUAAUUCAAAUAAAAUUAUAAAUAUAUCUCAAAAUAUAUUUUUUUUUACAAAAAAUAUAUUUUCACCAACAUAUAUUUAUUUUUUAAAACAAUAUUUCAAAAUAUACAAAAAAUUUUUUGGUGAAAAAUAUAUUUUUGUAAAUGUAUUCCAAAAUAUAUUUUAGCAAUUUUCUUUAUUUUUUUUUUAAACAUUUAAAAAUAUAUUUAGCCCUCCAUAUAUUUCAGUCCAAGGAAAUAUAUUCAUGUCACAGAAGAAAAACUUUGUGUUACAAAUCUGUAGACAACGAAAUAUAUUUUUAACUUCAAAAAUAGGCUAUACUUUAUUAAACAAACCUGUGUUUAGCGUAUAAAAAAUAUUUUUAGAAAGCAAAAUAUUUUUCACCAUAUGGGUUGUUAAAUUAAAAAUGUAUUUACUUGUCGAAAUAUUUGUUGAUAAGAAUUUAAAAAUAAAUAAAACUAUAUAUAUUUUCAAAUUAAAAAUAUAUUUAAGCUUUAUUUGAUACAAAAUUUAUCAAGCAUUUAGUUAAAACAUACUUUUGGCAAGAGAAAUUUAUUUUUUGCCAUAUGGACUCUUAGCCUGACCUGCUAAGACCAGCUUGACAGCCCCAAAAUUGGACAAAAAUCCUCUUAAACCAGCCUACUAUACCAGCCAACCAGCUAAGGCUGGUUUUAGCUGUUUUCAGCCUAGAUGGCACGGGCAUUUGGUAGAAACUGUCAUCUGAGCUGGUACUGUGCAGGGCGGCCAACUUUUGAGGUCAGUGAGAUUUACAGGGGGUGAGAGUACAUGCAUGGUUGGCAUCUUGGGGUAUUAAAUAAUACAAUAAUACAUUCUUUACUAAAGUAACCAUUUGCCAGACAACUUAUUUUAUAAUAGUAUGGAUUUUGUGCAAUUUCUGUGUUGAAUUGUUGAAAAAGCCUGCGGAUAAAACUGCGGAUUGGUUUCCAAUACAAAUCCAAUUAGAUUUUAUAAAUUAAAUCGAAAUAAAAGCUUUUUCUGAGUCUCUGUUA